AUGACACAUCUGCAGAGAAGAAAACCGGCGGAGAAAACUCCGGCGACCCAAACCGCGGCGGCGGCAGAGAAGAAACCAAAAGCCCGCAAGAAACUCCCCAAGGAGCCAGCCGUCGACGGAGACAAGAAAAUUAAAAAGAGAUCGAAAAAGAACGUGGAGAAUUACAAGAUCUACAUCUCCAAGGUGCUGAAACAAGUCCACCCAGACAUCGGGAUCUCGAGCAAAGCCAUGGCAAUCAUGAACAGUUUCAUCAACGAUAUUUCUAUGGAUAAUAACGAGCGUGUGGCAAGGACUCAUACUUUCCUUCACUCAAAUUCUGGUUACAAUGUUGAUGCAUUUGUGGUCUUUCCUGACGGAGAUAGGCACCACCAUGCUUCUGUUCUUCCUGGACUCAUUAUGCAACAGUUUGGGUACAAUGAGAAAGAAGAUCCCGUCCCACUUGGUAGUUACAUGAGGUAG
Molecule: messenger RNA, 459 nt
Organism: Camelina sativa (false flax)
Lineage: Eukaryota; Viridiplantae; Streptophyta; Magnoliopsida; Brassicales; Brassicaceae
Source: RefSeq, a predicted model, not a curated record